This is a messenger RNA of Drosophila arizonae, 311 nucleotides long. RefSeq lists its product as uncharacterized. The record is from RefSeq and is a predicted model, not a curated record. NCBI's taxonomy places the organism in Eukaryota, Metazoa, Arthropoda, Insecta, Diptera, Drosophilidae.
CUCAAUCCCCACCAACGAAAAAUGUCGAAAUUGUUUGCAAUUGUUCUGCUGUUCGUCACAGUCUGCCUGUUCCUGGCGAAUGCUGCCCCUGCCCAAAUACUGGAUGCACAGACCGCUAUCAGCAAGAUAAUUGCUGCCUACAACCGCAUCCCGGGACCGUCGCGAGUCUAUCCCGCGGAGGUGGCCACGCUCAUCGACCCAAACACGUUUGUGCCUCGCAAUUACUUCUUCUAAGUCGGUCGGAAAUGUCCCGUUUCUGCCGUCCUCUGUUGUGUUUACUAGUCUAAUAAGAGUUAAAAACUAAAAAUUCA